This is a messenger RNA of Daldinia childiae, 1317 nucleotides long. Its product is annotated as Maintenance of mitochondrial morphology protein 1. The coding region runs from base 1 to 1317 and encodes 438 amino acids. Gene Ontology annotation, cellular component: ERMES complex; endoplasmic reticulum. The transcript is spliced from 2 exons. The record is from RefSeq and is a predicted model, not a curated record. Gene Ontology annotation, molecular function: lipid binding. Lineage: Eukaryota; Fungi; Ascomycota; Sordariomycetes; Xylariales; Hypoxylaceae. Gene Ontology annotation, biological process: phospholipid transport; mitochondrion organization.
AUGGCUGCGGCUACGGACGUGUGUCCGAUGAAGCCUGAACCGACUUUGUCGUUCACCCAAGGCCUCAUCGUCGGUCAAAUCUCCGUCGUACUCCUCCUAGCCGCAUUUAUAAAAUUCUUUAUAUUCGGAGAAGCUCCAUCGGCCGAAAUAACGGCCUCCACGAGAGCUGCCGAACGUCGAUCUCGUACCCUCGCCCACCGACAAUCCAUUCUUACUCUACGAUCCACGACACCAACUACGGCGAGGCCAUCCCUACCGCCAACGCUGAAUAAGAAAAAAUCGAGUAUACUUCGGAGCCCACCUACGCUUACGAUAGGGUCUAUAUUAAAUAAGACGUACUACAACGUCGAUAGCCACCAGCCCGAGUCGCUGGAUUGGUUUAAUGUCCUAAUCGCUCAAACAAUUGCACAAUUCCGCAGCGAUGCCCAGCAGGACGACGCAAUACUUACCUCCCUCACCAAAGCCCUCAAUGGCACCUCACGCCCGGGAUUCCUCGACGAGAUCAAGGUCACCGAGCUGACCCUGGGCGAAGACUUCCCUAUCUUUAGUAAUUGCCGCAUCAUACCCGUAGAUGAGGACGGUUUAAGUCUGAACACAGGCCCCAACGGGGAGAAGCGCUUCGAUGCCAACAGUUCUCGUGCGAAGCGUGAGGGGUCGCGGCUGCAGGCCCGGAUGGAUGUCGACCUCAGCGAUAUGAUUACAUUAGCACUAGAGACCAAGAUCCUUCUCAACUACCCGAAACGGCUGACAGCCGUAUUGCCUGUCGCGCUCGCCGUCAGCGUCGUGCGCUUUAGCGGCACUUUAAGCAUCUCUUUCAUUCCGUCAAACCCUUCGCAGUCAACUCCAACUAUGAUGGCAUUCAGCUUCCUCGACGACUACCGCCUUGAUUUCUCUGUGCGUAGCCUCGUGGGUAGCCGGUCGCGGCUACAAGACGUGCCCAAGAUCGCCCAGCUCGUCGAGUCUCGCUUACACCGCUGGUUCGACGAGCGUGCAGUCGAGCCCCGCUUCCAGGAGAUCGCGCUGCCUAGCCUCUGGCCGCGCAAGAAGAACACGCGUGGCGGUGACGACCCUUUAGAAGGAGUCUCGACGGCAUCAAGUAGCAUGGGCAAAGGCAAGGGUCGUGAAGUUGCUAAUGACGUCAGGGAGGAAGCCUUUAAAGAAUUUCAGGCCGAGGCCGCGGCAGGACAGAGACGUGAACUAAGCCCUCCUGAUAGUCUGAGAUAUCGACGGGCUAGGGGCCGGGAUGAUACCUCUAGUACGGGAGGAUUUAGCAUGCCGGGAAGUUUACCAGGAAUGACACUUGAUCUACCAACUUGA